Molecule: messenger RNA, 885 nt
Organism: Botrytis sinoallii
Lineage: Eukaryota; Fungi; Ascomycota; Leotiomycetes; Helotiales; Sclerotiniaceae
Exons: 2
Coding region: 1-885 (294 amino acids)
Source: RefSeq, a predicted model, not a curated record
AUGCGAUUUGCGCUCGAUCAUCAAAGUCUGAAUCAUGUCAUCAAUCUUACAACGCCGUCUCCACCUUUGCUUCUCAGAACCUCCGAGCUCAACUAUUGGCCAAUAUCCGAACCAUUUGAAGAUACUCGAACCACGAGCCCAACGCUGAAUGAGUCAAAAGACACAGUAAUCAAAAUUCGUCUCCCUCUUCCACACGGCUCUUCACGAGAUAUUGCGAACUCAGAUCAGUAUACAAAGAGAAGAGAGAAGUCUGACCCUAUCAUCUCAGUAACACGGCGCUUUUUUUCAGACCCUUUAAAGCAAGUCUUGAGCCAUAAAGCUGCUGAUGAGUAUAUAAAUCACCAGAUAUCGAAAGAGAAACAGGAAUCACAAUACUUUAGGGACUGGUAUCUGGAUGAAAGGAGAUUGCAGCUCAUUAAUGCAAUAAAUGGUCAGCCCUUAACUUAUAAAAAGAUUGCUCGACUUUGUGUUGCGGCGAUCGAACACGAUAUCAUGGCAAAGACUUUGGCAAGGUGUAAAGACCAGUUUGCGGCUUUUGAUCUAACUGAUCAGGCGAGAGUCAUAAAAUCUUCGGCAAAUAUUGCUCUACCUCCUGAGAAACCUAUAAGGAAGGAUUUUUGGGCAACAGUCAUGCAAGCUCCUGCAGAUAUUAAUACACCUUCUAGUAAUCCUCCAAAAAGGAAAUUAGCAAAAUCCACACAAGAUUCUACAAAUCCAACUGCUUCUCAAACCCGUGCAAGGAAUGAUUUCUGGGAAAUAGUCAUGCGAACAUCGGAAAAUAAACCUUCUUCUGAAAAGGUCUUGAGGAAUAACUCUUCGGGGAUAACUACGCGAAAGCAAACUCAAUUUCUCAAAAGAAGCAUUCAAGAAAGGAGCUUUUGGUAG